This is a messenger RNA of Rhodamnia argentea, 4779 nucleotides long. Its product is annotated as DNA ligase 6. The record is from RefSeq and is a predicted model, not a curated record. The transcript is spliced from 20 exons. Bases 124 to 4323 code for a protein of 1399 amino acids. Gene Ontology annotation, molecular function: ATP binding; DNA ligase (ATP) activity; DNA binding. Gene Ontology annotation, biological process: lagging strand elongation; DNA repair; DNA biosynthetic process. NCBI's taxonomy places the organism in Eukaryota, Viridiplantae, Streptophyta, Magnoliopsida, Myrtales, Myrtaceae.
GGAUCAUACACCGGCGCCCUUCUUCCCGUUUUGCCCCCAAGUUUUUACCGGCCUCCCACUCCGCCGCGUAACCGCCGAAGGAAAACCCGAACCGUCUUUUUUUCUCUCUCCUCCGCAGUAGAAAUGCGCUCUCUCCUCACCCUUUCACUUCACUCCAUGGCCUCCUCGGAAACCACCCCAUCCUUCGACUCCACUCGUCUCUUCCUCGCCGCCACCGACAAACCCUCCCUCUCUCUCCCUCCACUGUCGCCCUCCGACCUCCCACCCUCGAAGCUCAUCCCCCACACCCGCUUCCUCGUCGACGCCUUCCGCUACGCCGGCGACCACUCCGUCUCCUACUUCCUCUCCCACUUCCACUCCGACCACUACACCGGCCUCUCCUCCGCCUGGUCCAGGGGCAUCGUUUUCUGCUCCCCCACCACCUCCCGCCUCCUGAUCGAAGUCCUCGGCGUGCCUGCCGUGCUCGUCGUGAGCUUGCCGGUCGGAGAGGUGGUCUCGAUCGAUGGCUGCGAGGUCAGGCUCGUGGACGCCAACCAUUGCCCUGGCGCGGUCAUGUUCCUGUUCAAAGUCCCAGGAGGUGGUGAUGGUGAGUUCCGGCGGUAUGUGCACACGGGUGAUUUUCGGUUUCGUGAUUCGAUGAGAUUGGAGCCCGGUUUGGGAGAGUUCGUGGCUUGUGACGCAAUCUUCUUGGAUACCACUUAUUGUAAUCCUAAAUUUGUGUUCCCCUGUCAGGAAGAGAGCAUUGAUUAUAUAGUCAGUGUCAUAGAUAGAGUCGGAGGUGAAAAUGGGGAUUCGGCAAAGAGCAUUUUGUUUCUUGUGGCGACUUAUGUCAUUGGGAAAGAGCGGAUUUUGCUUGAGGUAGCCAGGCGGUGUGGUCGUAAGGUGUACGUGGAUGGUAGGAAGAUGGCAAUUUUGCAUGCUUUGGGGUACGGCGAGAGUGGGGCAUUUACAGAGGAUGAAAGUGAAACUGCUGUUCAUGUUGUUGGUUGGAAUGUGUUGGGCGAAACAUGGCCAUAUUUUCGACCUAAUUUUGUUCAGAUGAAGGAGAUUAUGGUGGAAAAAGGAUAUAAACAGGUUGUGGGCUUUGUGCCCACUGGGUGGACGUAUGAAGUGAAGCGAGAUAAGUUUGCUAUUAGGAAGAAAGAUUCAUUUGAGAUUCAUCUUGUACCAUACAGUGAGCAUUCAAACUACAAUGAGCUAAGGGAGUUUGUGAAGUUCUUAAAACCAAAGCGUGUUGUUCCUACAGUUGGCUCAGAUAUUGAGAAUCUUGACAGCAAGCAUUUUCAUAGAGUGCAAAAGCAUUUCGCUGGAUUACUUGAUGAGACUGCCAACAAGAAAGAGUUCUUGAUGAAUUUCCUCUCAAGGUCCUCUGAAAAAGAGGACAUAGUUGGAGGAGUAGUUGCUACUGCUUCAGAUGAUGCUUCGAUGCAAGAAAAAGAGGAGAAUUUAUCAAAGGAAGAUCUUAGUGAAAUUUUGGAUCCAAAAUUUCUUUUAAAUGAAACAACUGAUCUGAAAAAAGGAGGUUCUGAAGAGUCAGAUUUGCCUUUGGAAGAGGGUGAGAAGGAAAUCUUACAGGCCCUCCAGGAUUGUCUUCCUGCAUGGGUCACGCGAGACCAGAUGAUAGGCCUAAUCAACAGCUCAGGGAGGAAUUUGGUUGAUGCAGUUUCUAAUUUCUAUGAAAAGGAGACUGAAUUCUACCAACAAGUUUCUGCUUCUGCUUCUGCUUCUUCUUUCCUGGCAUCCGUUACGAGUUCAAGUGAUGUCCAUCCAUCACCUUCAGUACCAGAUUCUGUAAAGGGUAGCACUUGUGGAAUGGGAAGUACAUUUAGCAAAGACUUCAAGUUGCCCACCGUGCAAUUAAGCAUGACCAGCAAGUCUCCUGGAAAGAAGAAGAGAAAUGUCAGAAAUAGCCCGAAAAAGAAGCAGAAGAGCGCUCCAAAGUUGGAGUCAAGUGGGUCUGGACAAUCUAGAAUAACAAGGUUUUUCACUAAAAGUGUGCCCAACAGUUCUCAAGAUGGUGGACUUGAAUCCGACUCUCAGCCAUGCUCUAAAGAUGAUAACAUUUCAUGCUCAUAUCACGACAAAAUAGAUCAGUUUAUGCAAAUUGUAAAUGGCGAUAAUUCGUUAAGAAGCUAUGCUGCCAGCAUCUUGGAAAAAACAAAAGGAGACAUCGACAAGGCUCUGGAUGUGUAUUAUCGUGAUACGGAGAGUGGAGCUGUAGACAAUAACGACAUUUCAGUUGUAUCAGUGGUCUCAAGUCAAUCUGUCACCGCUAGUGAUAGUAAAUUCACCACUGGCCACAUCACACUGUCAGAGAACUCAGGAAGCGUGGCUGCUAUUUCAGUGGAGCGUCCACUAACUGAAAUAUGCACAAAUUUCGUGUCAGUUCCACUUGAAAAGUAUAAUCCUGUUGAGCAUGCUUCCUGGAGACUUGGAGAGCCCGCUCCUUAUAUGCAUCUUGCACGGACUUUUGACCUUGUUGAAAGGGAAAAAGGCAAGAUAAAAGUUACAUCCAUGCUUUGCAACAUGUUCAGAAGUUUGUUGGCUUUGUCACCUGAGGAUGUUUUACCAGCUAUGUAUCUCUGCACAAACAAGAUUGCUCCUGACCACGAAAAUAUGGAGCUAAAUAUUGGUGGAAGCCUGGUUACAGCAGCCAUUGAAGAUGUCUGUGGAGUGAAAAGGUCUAAAAUAAGGGAUAUGUACAACAGAUUGGGUGAUCUUGGUGACGUUGCCCAAGAAUGCCGACAAACACAAACUUUACUUGCCCCUCCUCCGGCGCUGCUGAUUAAAGAUGUAUUCUCUGUGCUAAAAAAAAUAAGUUUCCAAACAGGGACCGGGAGCAAUGUCCGCAAAAAGAACCUUAUUGUGAGUCUCAUGCACUCCUGUAGGGAGAUGGAGAUGAAAUUUAUUGUGAGAACCUUGGUUAGGAAUCUAAGGAUUGGAGCAAUGAUGAGAACUGUUCUGCCCGCAUUUGCUCAAGCUGUUGUAAUGAACUCGUCUUUUGAAGACACAUCACAAAAGUUGGAGAAGAUUCAGAGCCUUUCUGCCUCCAUACUUGAAGCAUAUAAUGUACUUCCUAGUUUGGAUUUGAUUAUACCUUCUCUCAUGAAGGAAGGAAUUGAAUUUUCUUCCUCACAUUUGUCGAUGAUCCCGGGAUUGCCUAUAAAGCCGAUGCUUGCAAAAAUUACCAAUGGAUGUCCAUCAGUAUUGAAACUCUUUGAAAAUAGGGCCUUCACAUGUGAAUAUAAAUAUGACGGUCAACGUGCUCAGAUUCACAAGCUAUUUGAUGGAUCUAUCCGCAUUUUUUCAAGAAAUGGAGAUGAGACAACUUCCAGAUUUCCAGAUCUGAUUGCCAUAGUUAAGGAAUUGUGUAAGCCUUCUGCUGGGACUUUCAUAUUGGAUGCUGAGGUAGUUGCUGUUGACAGGAAGAGCGGAUGCAAGCUCAUGUCUUUUCAGGAACUGUCUUCACGAGAGAGAGGGGGUAGAGAUUCUUUGGUUUCAUUGGAUAGCAUUAAGGUUGAUAUCUGCAUAUUUGUCUUUGAUGUCAUGUUUGCAAAUGGAGAGCAGCUACUUGGUUUCCCCCUCCGUGGAAGACGUAAAGUCUUGCGGGAACUUUUCAAUGAUGAGAAGAAGGGCUUUCUCGAGUAUGUUGAGGAAAUGACUGUGGAUGCCGAGGAUUCUCAUUUGGAUAGAGAAGAUACAUUGGCUAGGAUGAACUUGUUUCUUGAAGAUGCACUCCGUUCUUCAUGUGAGGGGAUUAUGGUAAAAUCUUUGGACAUCGAUGCUGGAUAUUCUCCAUCAAAACGUGCUGAAACAUGGUUGAAGGUAAAGCGGGACUAUGUAGAAGGAUUGGGUGACUCUCUAGAUUUAGUCCCAAUUGGUGCCUGGCAUGGUAAUGGGAGGAAAGCAGGAUGGUACAGUCCGUUCCUGAUGUCAUGUUACAAUCCUGACACAGAGGAGUUUCAAAGUGUAUGUCGUGUAAUGUCUGGGUUUUCGGAUUCAUUUUACAUCGAGAUGAAAGAGUUCUUUUCAGGGGACAGGAUCUUGUCCAAGAAGCCACCUUGUUACAAAACAGCGGAGGUGCCUGAUAUGUGGUUCUCUCCAGAAGCAGUCUGGGAAAUUAGAAGUGCAGACUUAACUCUGUCACCUGUCCACCAGGCUGCUGUAGGUUUAGUUCAUCCUUCCCGUGGCAUCUCUAUGCGGUUUCCCAGAUUUAUUAGGUGCGUGUCGGAUAGAAAUCCAGAAAAUUGCAGCACAGCAGCUGAUAUUGCUGAGAUGUUUCAGUCACAGACUAGGAAGAUGGACAUGAGCUCUACGGGUUGAAGUUGAAGUACCGUUUUGCAGUUUCAAGGGAAGUACAGAAGGUCAGUAGCUGAGCAGCAGCUGGUUGAUAUUUCACUUGCAGAUGGUGUAAAUAGUUUCUGUAAAGAAGAAAUUUAGGAAGGUUAUACUGACAUACCCUGUUCAGAUAAGGAGAGAGGCGGGCGGUGUUCAACUCAACAUGAUGCUCACGAGUCACAGGGGAUCUUUGCAACUUUCAGGGGCUCUACUAGUACUUUCAGCCAAGCCUUUAGCAGCAUGCGGCCUCUUUUGUGCGGGGCACAGCUUGUUAGCGUCAAGCCGUGUGUGUUGCAUUCGGCUCUUUCUGUCUACAUGUAAGCAGUAGUUAGGUAAACGGACAGGGCCGUAAUGGCAAAAUUUGGUACAGAAUGGUGUCCUGGAGAGGAUGUAACCAUGCACGUACAGGCGUAUGACUGGGUACACGAGAUGCAUUUCCUC